UUGACACCGUCAGUACGACUGUAUCUUUCGAGUGAGCGCCUCGCACUAAACGAACAUGUUUACGAAAUAUAUUUUACUUUUCUGUGCCUUAGUAACUCUAGCACAGUCGAAAUCGGUCUCCGUGGGCUUGACAAAUGAAUCGACAGGCCUCGUGAGACUGGUAGGAUCGAAAAAUGUCCAAAGAAACUCCAUCCCCUUCUUCAAAAGAACAGAUGAGGAGAUAUUUGAACUUGAAGGCAACAACAUCAUCAAAGGCAUCGCUAUAAAGGAUUUGGACGAAGGAAUGGCUGAGCCGUCCAUUACUUUGGGAGGGCUGGGGUUUAACAAUGUACAUAUCAAGCUGAAGAGUGAAAGGGGGUCGGGAUAUAAUUUUCAGAUUGAAAUAUACGCGUGAGGUUUUGUAUUGAAAUGUGUGUUGGUGUAUUAUUGUGUUUGUUCAAUAAAUGUGCUAAGUUUGUUUGUGUA
Ostrinia furnacalis (Asian corn borer) is the source of this 465-nucleotide messenger RNA. Its product is annotated as probable salivary secreted peptide. NCBI's taxonomy places the organism in Eukaryota, Metazoa, Arthropoda, Insecta, Lepidoptera, Crambidae. The record is from RefSeq and is a predicted model, not a curated record. The transcript has a single exon. The coding region runs from base 56 to 394 and encodes 112 amino acids.